This is a messenger RNA of Aspergillus calidoustus, 1866 nucleotides long. Lineage: Eukaryota; Fungi; Ascomycota; Eurotiomycetes; Eurotiales; Aspergillaceae. The record is from the annotation of a GenBank genome assembly.
AUGUCCUCCGCAUCCGCAUCCCCCUCACCAGAGCUCCAACUCCAACUCGAGGGCCUCCAGCCCCAGCCCACCUCGGACCCCUACUUCGACCUCGGCCCCCUCUCCCGCAAAAUCAGCACCCGCUCAAGCGCCGCACAAACAUGGUUCGACCGCGCCCUCAUUUGGACCUACUGCUUCAACCACGACGAGGCGAUUACCUGCUACAAGCAAGUGAUUGCGCACGAUGCGACCUGCGCGAUGGGCUAUUGGGGCGUCGCGUUUUGCGCCGGGUCGAAUUAUAACAAGACGUGGGCGUUGUUUGACGAGACGGAUCGCGGGAAUGCCAUUCGGACGUGUUUUGUCUAUGCGAGGGAGGCGGGGAGGAGGGCGGAUGUGGCUGCUGCUUCACAAACAAGAGCUGGGUCAGGGCCAGAUGCGACUGCGACUGCAACUGCGACAGGACCAUCUAUAACCCCCUGGGAACACGCCCUCAUCCGCGCGCUGGAAAUCCGGUAUCCCAACGCCGAUCCCACGCGCGACCUCGCCGGCUGCAGCCUCGCGUACGCAAAUGAAAUGCGCAGCGUCUACGAAACCUUCAGCAGCAACGACAGCGACUUCGACAUGGUCACCCUCUUCGCCGACGCACUGAUGAACACGGCCCCGCGCAAACUCUACGACGCAAGCACGGGCCUCCCCAUCGCCUCCUCCCCCGUCUUCGAGGUAAAAGCCCUCCUCGAGCGCGCUCUCACGAAACCCGGGAUCGAGAACCACCCGGGGCCCGCACACAUGUACAUCCACCUCAUGGAGAUGUCGUCCACCCCCGAAGCGGCCCUCCCCGCCGCAGAGCUCAUCCGCGAGAUGAUCCCCGAUACGGGACAUACAUACCACAUGCCCGCGCACAUCGACGUCCUCGUCGGCGAUUAUCGGCGCGCCGUCGAGUACAACUACAAGGCGACCGUCGCCGACGACAAGUACUUUCGCCGGAACGGCGGGUUGACGUUCUACAGCUACUACCGGCUGCACGACUACCACUCGCUGAUCUACGCGGCGAUGCUGGGUGGGAAGAGUAGAGCGGCGCUGGAGGCGACGGGGCGGAUGGAGGAGACAAUUACGGAGGAGAUUCUCCGGGUCGAGACGCCGGCGCUCGCGAACUGGAUGGAGUUUUUUCUCGCGGUGCGGGUGCAUGUGUAUAUCCGGUUUGGGAUGUGGGAGGAUCUGUUGAGGCUGGAGGAGCGCGAGGAUAAAGAGCUGUACUGCGUGACGAAUCUGUUCCGCGAGUAUGGCCGGGGCAUCGCAUUCGCCGCGACGGGGCGGGUAGAGGAGGCAGAUACAGCCCGUGAGGCGUUCCAUGCUGCUGCGCGGUUCGUCCCGCCGACGAGGCUCGAUUUCCCAAAUAAGAUCACGGAUAUCCUGCAUAUUGCGUCGGCCAUGUUGGAUGGCGAGAUCGAGUAUCGGCGUGGGAGCUAUGAGACUGGGUUCCGGAGGUUAGCCGACGCGGUACGGUUGGAGGAUGAGCUGCCCUUUGCGGAGCCGUGGGGGUGGAUGCUCCCUGCGCGACAUGCGUAUGCAGCAUUGUCGCUGGAGCAGGGGGAGGUCGAGCGUGCUGCACAGGCGUAUGCGGAGGAUUUGGGGCUGGUUCCUACGCCGAACCGCGCGCACCAGCAUCCGAAUAACGUGUGGGCGCUGCAUGGGUAUCAUGAGUGUCUGGAGGCACUGGGGCGGCAUGCAGAGGCGAAUAUCAUCAAGAAACAGCUGGUGCUUGCGCUGGUGGAGGCUGAUGUGGAGAUUAGUUCGUCGUGCUUUUGUAGGCUGGGGGUUCAGUCUUGCUGUGCGAGUACGGGCAAGGCAAAGGCGAAGGCGCCCGUGACGGUGAAUGGGUGUCAUUGA